This is a messenger RNA of Neurospora hispaniola, 1796 nucleotides long. Its product is annotated as putative ATP citrate lyase subunit 2. Bases 1 to 1464 code for a protein of 487 amino acids. Gene Ontology annotation, molecular function: ATP citrate synthase activity. Lineage: Eukaryota; Fungi; Ascomycota; Sordariomycetes; Sordariales; Sordariaceae. The record is from RefSeq and is a predicted model, not a curated record. Gene Ontology annotation, biological process: tricarboxylic acid cycle; fatty acid biosynthetic process; acetyl-CoA biosynthetic process. The transcript has 4 exons. Gene Ontology annotation, cellular component: cytosol.
AUGUCUGCGAAGAGCAUCCUCGAGGCCGACGGCAAGGCCAUCCUCAACUACCACCUCACCCGUGCCCCCGUCAUCAAGCCCAGCACGCUACCAAACCCGACCAAGCACAACCCUCCUCCCAGACUUGCUUCCCUCCACUUCGCCGAGGAUGCCGAUGUGAACGGUGUUCUCAGCCAGGCUGAGGUCACCUACCCUUGGCUCCUCCAGGAGGGCGCCCGCUUCGUCGCCAAGCCCGAUCAGUUGAUCAAGCGCCGUGGCAAGAGCGGUCUCCUUGCUCUCAACAAGACCUGGGCUGAGGCCAAGGCCUGGAUUGCUGAGCGCGCCGGUAAGCCUCAGAAGGUCGAGCACACAGAGGGCGUCCUUCGCCAGUUCCUUGUUGAGCCGUUCGUGCCCCAUCCCCAGGAAACCGAGUAUUAUAUCAACAUCAACUCCGUUCGUGAUGGUGACUGGAUUCUCUUCUACCACGAGGGUGGUGUUGAUGUCGGUGACGUCGAUGCGAAGGCCGAGAAGAUCCUGAUCCCCGUCGACCUUUCACAAUACCCUUCCAACGAGGAGCUUGCGAGCACACUGCUCAAGCAUGUUCCCAAGGGCAUUCACAAUGUCCUUGUUGACUUCAUUGCCCGUCUCUAUGCCGUCUAUGUGGACUGCCAGUUCACCUACCUCGAGAUCAACCCCUUGGUUGUGAUUCCCAACGAGGAUGCCACCUCUGCCGAGGUUCACUUCCUCGAUCUUGCUGCUAAGCUCGACCAAACGGCCGACUUCGAGUGCGGCAACAAGUGGGCUAUCGCCCGCUCUCCCGCCGCCUUGGGCAUUGUUGCUCAGAGCUCUAACACCGGUGUCAACAUCGAUGCCGGCCCGCCCAUUGAGUUCCCCGCUCCCUUCGGCCGUGAGCUCUCCAAGGAGGAGGCUUACAUUGCUGAGCUUGAUGCCAAGACUGGUGCCUCGCUCAAGCUAACUGUCCUGAACCCCAAUGGCCGUAUCUGGACUCUCGUCGCUGGUGGUGGUGCCUCCGUGGUUUACGCCGAUGCCAUCGCCUCGGCUGGUUUUGCUGAUGAGCUUGCCAACUACGGUGAGUACUCUGGUGCUCCCACCGAGUCUCAGACCUACCACUACGCUCGCACUGUUCUCGACCUCAUGCUCCGUGCUCCUGUGUCUGAGAAGGGUAAGGUCCUUUUCAUCGGUGGUGGUAUUGCCAACUUCACCAACGUCGCUAGCACUUUCAAGGGUGUCAUCAAGGCUCUUAGGGAGUAUGGCAAGGCUCUCAUCGAGCACAACACUCAGAUCUGGGUCCGUCGUGCCGGUCCCAACUACCAGGAGGGUCUCAAGAACCUCAAGGCUGCGACACAAGAGCUCGGGCUCAACGCCAAGAUCUUUGGCCCUGAGAUGCACGUCAGUGGUAUCGUGCCUCUGGCAUUGGUCCCUGGCAAGUGGGAGGAGAGCGGUGCGGUGGAGUUCCAAGCUUAAAAGGCUGAUGGGUGUGGCGCACAUGGUAUUAUAAAUAUUUCAUUUCUGGUCAGGGAACGGGGAGCGGGUUUGGUUCAUUUUAUCCUGGUGCAUUUAAUGCGGACAUGACAGAAGAUCCCAAUAGAGCGAGAACUCGCAUGGAAAGUUGUACACAAAAGCUUAUCUCAGAUGAAAGGUCGGCAUGUGAAGAUGACAUGGUGUCAUUGACCUCAGAUAAUUACCCAUGAAGCGUUGGUUGUAAGGUGGUGAUGUGUAUCUUGUUGAGGCUCGUCCAGCUAAGCACGAAACGUAUCUACUUGAAUUUACAAUACUACUAGUUUCAGUUCUCGGCA